Molecule: messenger RNA, 4525 nt
Organism: Trichogramma pretiosum
Lineage: Eukaryota; Metazoa; Arthropoda; Insecta; Hymenoptera; Trichogrammatidae
Product: Bloom syndrome protein homolog
Exons: 12
Coding region: 247-3978 (1243 amino acids)
Biological process (GO): DNA replication; double-strand break repair via homologous recombination
Cellular component (GO): cytoplasm; nucleus; chromosome
Molecular function (GO): nucleic acid binding; four-way junction helicase activity; 3'-5' DNA helicase activity
Source: RefSeq, a predicted model, not a curated record
GCUGCCCGCUGCACAAUCCAUACCACUACUGAGGUUAUGAUAAUUGCAUCGCUUUGGCGGCUUGUUUUUCGUUAUUGUUGUUUAUUUUUUCUUCCGCAUUAAACACGAUUUAAUUGUUAAGUUUCGAGUUGAUACUUAGUGAUUGUGCAACCAGAAGUGUGAAUGAAUCAUGAUUAACUUUUUAAUUCAUCAAAAAUUUGUAAAACUUCGCAAUGAAACAUUAAUUUGUAUGUAAAAUAUAUAUCAAUGAGUGAUUUUAACAAAAUGAAGGCAAAUUGCCAAGAAGAUUUCACAUCUUUAUUGUCAUCUGACGAUGAAGUGAUUGUUCCUAAGAGAUUAAAUUUCAAAUCAUUUAAGAGGUCGACCAAAGCAACUAUAAUAAGUGAAUCUGAUGACAGUGAUUCAUAUAAUAGUAAUGUCGUUGAGAAAGAGUUGUUUGGUAAAAAUGACACAAAAAACAAACUUGAUUCACCAGUCGAUUCUCUGAAAGGAUCAAAAAGUUCUUAUAUGACACAGAAAUUUGAAUCUCCAAAAAAAGUUUGGAAAGGACCAGAUGUGAAAUUGCAUUUAAAGCCUCUUGGUCUGGACAAUAAACUUGAUAAAUGGAUUGAAUCUUUGAAAAAAGAUCCUUUGAUUUCAUCACAUGCAUCUGCAGACACUGAAAAAAAGUUGAAAGAGAAUGAUUCCACUUUAAAGGAUAUUGAUAUUCAAAUUUUGGAAAAGUUCUACAAUGCUAUGGAUAACAUGCCAAUUGAAGUUUUGUCAAAGUUUCCUCAAUUUGAACCAGAAACAUUCCAAAAGUUAAAAAGUAUUCGACAGAAAGUUAGAUGUAGAAUUCGUCAAAAUGAAAGACGAUUGAUAUCUCUUGAUACUAAAAAAGAGUCAAUCAAUAGUACAAACUAUAAUGAUCUGUUUCAAGAUUUUGCAGAAUCAAAUUGUAAACGUGAUAGAAAUGAAAUCAGUCAUCAUAAUAAUGGAGAAAUAAGACCUAAUAAAAUUGAGGUAACAAAUGAAUUUAAAAAAUCUCUUUCUCUUUCCAAAAUCACAAAUGCCAUUAACCAAAACAAGGAGCAAGAUUAUUUGGUUAAACCAGGAUCUUCUCCCUCUGACAAAUUGAAAAAGAAAAGUCAGUUCCAACUUAAAAUACCAGUCAAAACAAAAAUGUCUCCAGAAGUAACAAAAAAAUUAACUGAAAUGAUGGAUAAAAAUAAAAAAAAUGCAAUUAUAAUUCCUGAUAAUGAAGAAAGAACAAAUCAAUUUGAUGUCGCAGAAUCAUAUGCAGAAAACAAUGAGUUUAAUUAUUUAAAUUCAACUACAUCUUUCUGUGAUACAAGUAUUUUGGAUUCUAAAUCUCCAUCACCAUCUCCAAAAAAAAUGAAUAAAAUGAGUUUAGGUAAAAGAAAUUAUCAUGAAAACUCCACCUCUAUGGCAGAAUCUAACAAAAGCAAUGAUCACUGGAAUAAUUAUAACGAUAGUUAUGAUAAUGAAAUCAACUUGUCAUUGCAAUCUAGAGAAAGUGAUUGUUUUAUAGUUUCUACCAAAGAAGAAAGUUUGAACGAUAAAUCAACUUCUUUCAAAAAAAUGUUUGGAGAUGAUGACUACUUAAACAAACCAAAUUUUUCAAAAACUAGUACAGAAACUAAAUUUACUGGAAACUUCAAAAAUGAUGGCAUUAGUGGGGAUUUUGAUGGGUUUGAAUAUCCAUUUUCUAAAUUAAUGCUACAGAUAUUUCGAAAAAAAUUUGGUUUAUAUGAAUUUAGACCCAACCAGUUGCAAGCUAUAAAUGCUGCUAUUUUGGGAUUUGAUUGUUUUGUUUUGAUGCCAACGGGUGGCGGUAAAUCAUUGUGCUAUCAAUUACCAGCGCUAAUGUCACCUGGACUAACAAUAGUUGUUUCACCAUUAAAGAGUCUUAUAUUAGAUCAAACACAAAAAUUACUUUCAUUGGAUAUUCCAGCUACUCAUAUGUCUGGUGAUUUGACUGAGGCUCAAGUUGAUUCUGUUUAUAGGGAAUUGUGUAAAAAAGAAGUUACACUUAAACUUUUAUAUGUAACACCAGAAAAAAUAUCUAUAUCACAAAAAUUGAUAUCUACUUUAACGGCUCUUUAUCAAAGAGGACAAUUAAGUAGAUUUGUUAUAGACGAGGCCCACUGUGUCAGUCAAUGGGGUCACGACUUUCGACCAGAUUAUAAAAAAUUGAAAAUAUUAAGAGAAAAUUAUCCUAAUGUGCCUACCAUGGCACUAACAGCUACAGCUACUCCAAGAGUUAGAACUGAUAUUUUAAAUCAGCUAGGAAUGACAACGCCAAAAUGGUUCAUGUCGAGUUUUAAUAGACCCAACUUGCAAUAUAGAGUAAUUAUAAAAAAAGGAAAGAGCUCCUCAGAUGAAGCAACUGGUAUGAUACAAGCUAAAUUCAAAAACGAAUGUGGUAUUGUAUACUGCAUAUCUCGUAAGGAUUGUGAUGAUUAUGCAGAGCAAAUGAAAUUAAACGGAAUUAAAGCCAUGAGCUAUCACGCAGGACUAUCUGAUAAGCAACGUUCAACCAUUCAAGGAAAAUGGAUAGCAGAAAAAAUAAAAGUAAUUUGCGCUACUAUAGCUUUUGGAAUGGGAAUCGAUAAACCAAAUGUUCGGUUUGUUAUACAUGCAGGACUUCCAAAGUCUAUAGAAGGUUACUAUCAAGAAAGUGGCAGAGCUGGACGUGACUCGGAAAAUGCGGAAUGUAUAUUGUUUUACAAUUAUGCGGACAUGUAUAGACACAAAAAAAUGAUACAACUGGACGCUUCCAGCGCUGAAGCUAAAAAGACAAAUGAAGAAAAUCUUAUGAAAAUGGUUGCUUACUGUGAAAAUAUAACAGACUGCCGCAGAGCUAUACAAUUAAAUUACUUUGGUGAGUUGUUCGACCGUGAACUAUGCAUAGCUAAUAAAGCGACAGCUUGCGAUAAUUGCAGACUUCAAGGACAAUUUGUUGAACAAGAUGUAACAGAUGAUGCAAAAGCUCUUAUUACACUUGUGAGAGACUUGACGAAAAAUCGAUCGCAAAGAGUUACUGUAUUGCAACUUAUUGAUAUCUAUAAGGGCAGUAAUUUACAAAAAAUUAGAGAUUCAGGUCAAGAUAAGCACAAAUAUUUUGGUAAAGGAAAAUCAUGGACAAGAUCUGAUUUAGAAAGAGUGUUACAUAAAUUAGUGCUUGAAAAUUAUCUUAAAGAAGAAAUGUAUAUAACUAAUGAAAUAGCUUGUGGAUAUCUUGGAUUAGGUCCAAAAGCUCAAGAUCUUAUGAUUUCUAACAAAAAGAUAUUCAUAAAAAAUAAAAAGCCUUCUGAAAAAUCAAAUGCGAUAGCAACCGUGACUAGUAUAUCCAAGGCGGGUGAUAACGAACUGAGAGAAUUAGAGCAAAAUUGUUACACUGAACUAGCCCAAAUUGUAAAUGGAAUCGCAGAUGCACUGGAAGUGUCGUCUAAUUCUAUAAUGAAUAUGGUAGCCGUGCGAGUAAUGAGCCAGCGAUUACCAGAAACUGAAGAGGAAAUGUUAAGUAUUCCUCAUGUGACCAAAGCUAAUUACGACAAGUACGGUAAAACCUUGAUGGAUAUCAUUCAGAAAUAUGCAGAACAAAGAAAAGAAAUUUUAAAGAAGAAAGAAAUUAUUAAAACGGCAAUUGAAACAGUAGAAAAUGAUUUUGAAGAAAGUAUGGAAGAUGACGAUUGGAGAGAAACAGUAAACUCAGUAGUAAAAACUGGUGUUAAAAGAAGACCUUCUCGCCGUGGAGGAACGUAUAAAAAAUUCAAACGUUCUGGAAGUGCCAGGGGAGGAAAAUCUAGGGGUAGAGGUAGAGGCGUUUCUUCCAGAGGUAGAGCUUCAUCUUCCCGAGGUAAAACUACAUCUUCUCGAGGAAAAGCAUCCACCUCUACUGGCCCUGGUUUGAUGGAAUUUUCUCAAAAAAAAUCUUACACGGAUCACCCUCAUCGUUAUUUAUCGCUCCUAUAAAACAAUCUAUACCAAAAAUCAUCACAAAUCUUAAAGACUGAUUGAUAAAGGAAUAACGUCUUUUAUAGAUUUUACUGUUGUUCUUAUAUUAUAAUUUAAUGUAAAAUCCUAUUUAAGAUUAAUCUUUUACAGACUGAUACAACAUUUCUUAGUACUGAUUAAUUCAAGUUUUUACUGUAUGCUCAACAAUUUUUGUUUUUAAGGAGGCUUAUAGCAGAUACUAAUAAUUCAAAUUUAAAUAAUUUUGUUUUCAGUUAUAGCAUUCACUUUGAACCGAAUAAACCAUUCGAAAAUAUAAUUUAUUUCACACUUGUUUUUGCGAAAUAAAAAUUUCUGACAUUUUAUAAAAAAUCAACUGAUUUUUAAACUGUUAUAUAGAAUCCUACUGGAUAAUAAUUAUACUGUUUGUGAUUGUACUCGUACUGUUGAUGAAAAUAAAUUAUUUUUCUACUAAAAAUAAAAUUGUUAACACAAAUAAAUAAUUUUUGAAUGAUUUUUAUAUUUUCUUAAAGUGACUUAUAAGUAAUAACCAGAACGUUUUUAUAUG